Molecule: messenger RNA, 1580 nt
Organism: Phragmites australis (common reed)
Lineage: Eukaryota; Viridiplantae; Streptophyta; Magnoliopsida; Poales; Poaceae
Product: probable tRNA-splicing endonuclease subunit Sen2
Exons: 2
Coding region: 271-1134 (287 amino acids)
Biological process (GO): tRNA-type intron splice site recognition and cleavage; tRNA splicing, via endonucleolytic cleavage and ligation
Cellular component (GO): tRNA-intron endonuclease complex
Molecular function (GO): nucleic acid binding; tRNA-intron lyase activity
Source: RefSeq, a predicted model, not a curated record
AAUAAUUAACGGAAUCGGUUGAACAAUGCACCACGAGAAGGCCAAGGACGACAAAACCUUUGAUCUCUCUGUCUCCUUUUUCCCCUUGCAGGCCAGGCCUCCUCACUCCUCUCCUCGCGUCCAGGUGAGCCGCCGCCGCCUCCUCUACGAUCUCCAAUAAGUCCAAUUCGUCGCCGUUUCGCCCGAUUUGAAGCAGCUUUCGAUUCUCCUCGGAUCUGAACCGGUUCUGUUGCUGUUUCCGUAGGGAGCCGACAAGGCCGACGCCAAGCUAUGGAUUUACCAGGUCCAAGAUGGAAGAAGGGCAAGGAUGGCAAGGACUUUGCAGCUCUUGCAGUAGCCAAUCCCAUGUCGAGUAUUUCUGCUGAGCUCCAUGCUUCACUGAAAGACUUGGAACCUGUGGCGAUUUUAUCGAGCGAGGGCGGGAACGCCAUUCUUGGAGUCACACCGGAGCAAGCCACACUUCUGAACCGUGCCGCCUUUGGCCUUGCUGUGGAGAUUGCAGGAGAAGAGGGAGAAUGGUUCCAGCUGGGCCCCGAGGAGGUGUUCUUCCUUUGCCAUGCUCUGAAGUGCAUCACAGUUGAAUCAGAGAACAAGAAGCACAUGUGUGAAAGGGAGUUGUGGGAUCACUUGAGCUCCACGUCAGAGUCAUUUCCCGAGAUGUACAAGGCGUAUGAGCACCUUAGAUUGAAGAAUUGGGUGGUACGGUCUGGAUUGCAGUACGGUGCAGAUUUUGUAGCUUACCGUCAUCAUCCGGCACUUGUUCACUCCGAGUUUGCAGUGAUUGUAGUUCCAGAAGGCAAAGAGUUUGGUGGCCGUUUGAAGGUGUGGUCUGAUCUACUCUGCGCACUUCGGGCUUCUGGCAGUGUGGCCAAGACAUUACUUGUUCUGACCAUCAGCCGCAGGAGCUGUGAGCUGGGCUUCCCAGAUUGUUUAGAACAGCUGAUUGCUCAUGAGAGAACGAUCACAAGAUGGAUACCCCAGCAGUGCCGCGAGCAACGACAGAAACCGUCCAGAGAAGAAGCCAGUAGGGAAGAACAAGAACACAUAAGAGAGAGCGUGGUAUUCAACUACUGGGGUGUAAUACUAGGCUUCACUAUUCUUUCUAGCUUACUUGUAUACAAGCUGAAGUUUUGACUGAAAUGCUUAGCGUCUUUGUACACUCAUGUGAAUUUUCUAGGCUUCACUAUUAUUUCUAGCUUACUUGAAUGUGAAUUUUCCAUUUUCUUGCUAAUCCUUUUGUAUGUCUUGAAGACAGCUCUGGACUCUGGACUGAUAUUUUCAGUACUCUGGAAUCUGGACGACCAACAUCACUUAAGCAUAUUGAAGAAAAGAGGCACACUGGAAGCAUUUCCUAUAUACACAUGUGCAGAGUUUUUUUUUCUCAUGCAGUUGAAGGAUUCUAGAGUUUCAGUACCUUUAAUGUGCAUUAGUAUCUUACAGUUCAGUAAUGCAGAGAUUGACCUGUUGUAAAAAAAUCGAGCAUACAAUAGCUUGCUCCGAUUUCUGGAGUAAACACGACCAUGAAAAUUGUUCUGACAUGAAGUCUCUAAAUAUAUAUAUUUCGUACAUAUAAUCAACAA